Messenger RNA from Lucilia sericata (common green bottle fly), 1109 nucleotides. Its product is annotated as guanine nucleotide-binding protein G(o) subunit alpha-like. Bases 717 to 1109 code for a protein of 130 amino acids. Gene Ontology annotation, cellular component: heterotrimeric G-protein complex. Gene Ontology annotation, molecular function: guanyl nucleotide binding; GTPase activity; G-protein beta/gamma-subunit complex binding. The record is from RefSeq and is a predicted model, not a curated record. The transcript has 3 exons. Gene Ontology annotation, biological process: adenylate cyclase-modulating G protein-coupled receptor signaling pathway. NCBI's taxonomy places the organism in Eukaryota, Metazoa, Arthropoda, Insecta, Diptera, Calliphoridae.
UACAAUAGCAGAGGUAGAAAAAAGUUUGCGGGCCGCACGAACGGAGAAGAAAAAAUAUAUAGAAAAAUUAUUUUCGCACAAAAUAACUUAAAUUAAAGAAAUAAAUUAACAGAAAAUUAACGAAAAAACCCCCCAUAGUGCAAUAUUUAUAAAAGUGGUAAAUAAUAGUGAUAAACUACAUUAAAAUAAUUAAUCAUUUUGCAAAAGAAAAAAUCCUCUACUAUACAGUGGUGUGUUAGCAUACUGCAAAAAAGCAAAAAAAAAAAAACGAAAAGAAAAAGGAGCAAAGUGCUCCCCCUAAAUGUAUACAUAGAGAAAAAAAUAAUAUUUAUUAUAAUAAAAACGAAACCCUUAAAAAACAAAUUCAUAAAAUUAAAUGAAUAAUAAGUGUCGAUAACCCUCCUUUUAAUAUAGAACUAAAAAUAAAUAAAAAUAAAUAAAAUAAACUAAAAAAAUUAGUCUUCAUUUAUAAAAUAAAUAUAAACCAACAAAUAAAUACAUAUAUCAAAAGGAAACUCCUUAAAAGAAUUCAAACCAAAAUACCCCUCCCACUUUUAAGUUUAAGACUAAUAAAAAAAAGUGUUUUGAAUUAAAAAUAAAACAACAACAAAAAAACUUUUUUUAUACAACUAAUAACUCAAAGGUGAAAUAUUUAAAAACAACUUCAACAAACUAACUAACAACAACUAACAACAACAACAAGAAAAACAUAAAAAAUGGGUUGCACUACAUCAGCUGAAGAACGCGCUGCCAUACAACGUUCCAAGCAGAUUGAGAAAAAUCUCAAGGAGGAUGGCAUACAAGCGGCAAAGGAUAUUAAAUUAUUGCUAUUGGGUGCUGGUGAAUCGGGCAACAGUACAAUUGUUAAACAAAUGAAAAUUAUACACGAAAGUGGGUUCACUCCUGAAGAUUUCAACCAAUAUAGACCGGUUGUUUAUAGCAACACAAUACAAUCAUUAGUUGCAAUACUUAGAGCAAUGCCAAAUCUUAGUAUUCAGUUUAGUAAUAACGAAAGAGAUGUAAGUAAAUAUUUACAAACUGAUUAUUAUAACCACAUACCAAAAAUAACCCAUCCAAAAAAUAGACUACACAUUUUUAUGAUUAAAUAA